Messenger RNA from Diabrotica virgifera virgifera (western corn rootworm), 5924 nucleotides. It is a transcript of the gene Indy, whose product is annotated as protein I'm not dead yet. Gene Ontology annotation, cellular component: membrane. The record is from RefSeq and is a predicted model, not a curated record. The transcript is spliced from 8 exons. Gene Ontology annotation, molecular function: succinate transmembrane transporter activity; citrate transmembrane transporter activity. NCBI's taxonomy places the organism in Eukaryota, Metazoa, Arthropoda, Insecta, Coleoptera, Chrysomelidae. Gene Ontology annotation, biological process: monoatomic anion transmembrane transport; citrate transport. Bases 561 to 2225 code for a protein of 554 amino acids.
GCUCACAUAUCGGUACUAAACCAGUAUACCAGUCCUUAGAAAAAGAACAAAUAGGUACUGACCGCGCUACCGCUAGUUAACAAGGCUUUUAUUUUUAGUACUACACGGUACUACCCAGGUUUGAAAUUAUUGCGCGAAAUGCAAUCCGCAACCAGUACCAGUACGAUCCGUACCAUUUGAUAGAAAUUUGUCAACGCAAGGGGGUUCGGUAAAUCUAGUCAUUAGUGGUUCCUAAUCUUAAUGAACAUUUAAACUCUUUUUUUGUUAUUAUUGUGUAGUGAUUUGUUGAAAAUAACAAAUUAGUUGAGUUUAUUCUGGUAAUCAAUCAACAAACUACUCAAGUGGUGGCCCGCUGCGCUAGUGAAUGGUGCUUGGUGCUUCUGGUACAGACAAACUGUCCAUCCGCCUAGGUGUGCAUAUAUCUAGCUAGUGGCGUGUAGUAGUUCACAAGACAUUUUUUUCAAAAUGUCGUGCUGAAAUAAAGACGUGAUGGCUGUGUAGCUCGUGAAUGCUUUUGAAGGAUUGUGGAUAGUGCAUAAGUGGAAAUAUUCGACAGUUUGAUGACAAAGGCGGCCAUGCUGCUGCAAGCCGUCAAAAUCUACUGGAAAACCCUAUUUGUUCUAAUUUACCCAUUAGUAUUAUUACCAGUUUUUUUGACGAACAAUACAUCAGCCUUCAGAUGUCUUUACGUGGUGCUUCUCAUGGCAGGCUACUGGGUCUUCGAGGUUCUUCCUCUUCCAGUAACAUCUCUAAUCCCAAUGGUCCUCUUUCCUCUCAUGGGAAUUCUCGACUCAGAUCAAACUUCGCUUUGCUAUCUCAAAGAAACCAAUAUGAUGUUCGUCGGUGGCCUUAUCAUCGCCAUAGCUGUAGAACAUUGUAACUUACAUAAGAGGGUUGCACUCUACGUUAUUAGGUUGGUAGGGUGCAGCCCUAGGAGACUAAAUAUUGGCCUUUGCUCGGUUACCAUGUUGGUAUCCAUGUGGAUUUCUAAUACCGCUGCAGCAGCUAUGAUGAUACCGAUCAUAGAAGCGACACUAUCAGCCUUAGAGGAGCAAGGAAUUGGCGAAGUAUUUGAACGAAACGAUCUCGAAGGUGACGAAAUAGCUGUAGAAAAUAGUGAUAUAGAAAAUAAGAGGCCUACCAGAACCACUAUGUGUUAUUUUAUCUCCACUGCCUACGCUGCUAGUAUUGGAGGAAUGGGAUGUAUAAUUGGAUCUGGAACCAAUUUGACAUUCAAAGGACUGUAUGAAACUUAUUUCCCAGAGAGUCCAGGUGUUGAAUUUACAAAAUGGAUGAUUCUCAACGUCCCCCUCAUGUUAAUGAUGAUGUAUUUAGGUAUUAUCUGGAUGCAGUUCUGGUUCAUGGGUCUCUUCAGGCCGAACUCAGUAGACGCAAAAAAGAUCAGAGUCGGUCAGCAAGGUGAAGCUGUAGCCAAAAAGUUGAUCAACCACCAGUUGGAGCAACUUGGACCAAUGUCCUUUCACGAAAAGGGGAUUGGGCUGUGUUUCUUGUUGUCCAUAAUCUUGUGGUUCUUCAGAAAGCCUCAGUUCGUUCCUGGAUGGGCUGAACUUAUCACUGAUCAUAAGGUGAAAGAUGCAACUGCAGCUUUGAUAGUAGUAAUGAUCAUGUUCAUCGUUCCCUCAAAACCCGAUUUCAUCUACAUUUUCAGUGGUAAUGAUCAGAAGAGGCCGAAAGUUCCUUCAACAGCUCUCAUCUCGUGGAAGAUCGUCCAACAAAAAAUGCCGUGGGGACUUCUGUUUCUUCUUGGAGGUGGUUUCGCCAUGGCCGAAGGUUCCAAAGCUAGUGGAAUGAGUCAUAUGAUCGCUCAACAUUUGAGAGGGUUCACCUCGUUAAAUAAGUAUUACGUAAUGUUAAUUUCUGGUUGUAUGGGAGCUAUGCUGACGCAGUUCUCCAGUAACGUAGCUUGUGCCAAUGUUCUUCUUCCAGUGUUAGCAGAGAUGUCUGUGGAUGCCAGAAUUCACCCGAUGUAUCUCAUGAUGCCUGCUGCUCUCUGCUGCUCAUUUUCAUACUGUCUUCCAGUAUCAACACCACCAAAUGCAAUCGCUAAGGCUCCCUGCAACAUGCCUUCCAGUGAGAUGUCCAAAGUUGGCAUUGGGAUGACGAUAAUUUCUCUGCUCGUCCUUUUUACUGUCUUCCCGUUCUAUGGCAAGCUCAUCUGGGACUUCGACACUUUCCCGGAGUGGGCGGAGCUUAACUCACCUUAGUUUAUCAAUUAUUAGGAGUUUUUGUCCGGUAUUUUGUGGGAUAAAUUGGGUAAUUGCGUCUAACAAUGUGGAAUAAAGUAUACUUGCGUUAAGAAAAAUUUAGCAUGCAGUAUUUAUUUUAUAACUAAAGGCAAACAGGAAACAAGAUUAUUAUUUAUAGACCGUCAGAUUUCAAUAGAAAUUCGGUAACGAUUUUUAUCCCUUCUGUCUUUAAAACUACCUCUUCUUCUUUUUCUGUAGACAUGACUCUGAUUUUUCAAUUUUUGUCCAGUAAGUUGUCGAUAUAUCGUUUUCGUGGUCUUCCCACUGAUCGUCUUUCUAUUGGGGCAUUGGGGAACUGUUUCUCGCCGUCCUUACUACUCUAUUUUUUUUGUUAUCAUGUGGUUUAUGUGGUUGUUUUAUUCUAUUCAUCGAUUUCUUACCCAAGUAUUCAUGUUCUGCACCUUGCAUAUCUGUCGUAUAUCUGUAUUUCUAGCUAUUGUUAAUUAUUUUAGUCCUCCCUGUAUCAGGUCGUGUUUCUGCCUUUCAUUUCUUUUCCGAUAAUUUUAUUUCUUCAUAUCUUUUCACUCAGGCAACCUGCGAUUUUGUUUUCUCCUUUCUUGAUCUUUUACUUCUGUUUCGAGCUUUCCGUAGCUAGAUAAUGUGAUGCCUAGAUAUUUGAACUCCAUCACUUUCUCUAUUAUUUGACCCUCCAGCUCUAUUUACAUCUUAGUAGAUUUGCUCUUAUAACCAUGAAUUUUGUUUUUUUUUGGAGAAAGUAAUGUGAUAAAUUUUCUAGCGGUUAUAUUGAAUUGGUGCAGGGUGCAGCAUACAUACAUUGUAAAUCAACUUCAAUUUGAGAGAUAAAAACUCUGCGGUUACCACAGCCGGACCCAAGCCCGCAUAAAAUGUGGAAGGUGAUUGGCAAGGUUAGUACUACUCAAAUAAACAUGCGAAGCCUUUGAGAGUACUAAAACAUGAAAUCGGGGAGAGUAAUGUAUGUGAAAACUGUAGAGUUUCCUGAAAUUGAGUUUUUUUUUUGUAAAAGAAUCGCAUGUGCUGCGGCUAUUUUCUCCGUUGUGUUAUUUUACGAAUCGAUAGAAGAGUAUUGAUUCUAUAAGGUAUGGGCGUCGGUUGUCAUAGGUAUUUUCAAGAUUCUUCUAUAAAGCCAGAUUUCAAAGCUUCUAACUUAUUCAUCAGCGUUAUAUUAAGUGUCCAGACCUCGCCGUUCCAUACAAAAGUAUUGACCAUACAUAGCAUUGCAGAAAACGAUAUCUAAGGCUUAUAUUAAUGCUACUGUUACAAAAUAAGCUUUUCAUUUUGAUAAAGCCUGGUCAGGCUACUUCUGUUCUCACUCUUACUUUUUGAUUAUAAUCAACUUGAUUGUUGAACCAGCAGCCAAGAUAUUGUUUACGUAUUCAAGCUGUUGGUGGUUCACAUAAUAUAUUGGAAGGGGUAACUUUUUGUUCCUUGAUAUUUUUAUAACUUUGGUUUUUAGUAAUUCAUUUUCAUCCCCAUUUUUUCACAACUCUCAGUAACUUUAUAUAGUAUCUGGAGACUGUAGUCAGAAUCGGUCAUUAAAACAGCGUCAUCUGCAUAGCGGAUGUUAUUUACUCUUUGACCGUUUAUCUUGAUUCCUUCUGAAGAGUGCGAUAAAGCGUUCGCAAAUGUUACCUCAGAGUAAACGUUAAAAGUAUCGGUGAUGGCAUACCACCGGUGAUGGCCUACCACUCUGAUACCUAGUUCUAUUUCCAUUGGCUUUGACGUAUUCAACUCCAACUCUAAAUUUUCUUUUUUUUUGCUUAUAUUAUAUUCCCAGUACACAAAAAGGCACAAGAGAAAAAAUCGUGGUUGAACUUCGUAGUGAAAUCAAGAUUAUUAAAAUAGGUAAUGGUAUCUAAAGUAGUUUAUAUUUACUAUAUUUUUAUUUGUUUCCAAUUGAAAUGUGUGUAUUUUACUAUUUUUUUUUUCGUUAGGCCAACGUUCCUGGUCUUACAGUAUUUUAUAACUAUAGUAUAUCCCCAAAAUGCCGGUUAAACAAAUAUAUUAGCAAUAUUUUUAUUUAUUUCUCAUAUUUUUCAAUUCCAUAAUCAUCAUUUUGUCUUUCCAGAACAUAGAGGAUCUCAAAUAUAUCGAAAACUCGGAGUAAUAUUAUCUUUCUAAAUACAGAAGAAAGUAAUUAGGGACAACAGGCACAAUAACUAAACCUCAUACUUAUACUUUAUUUAUUUAUAAAGAAUACUGCUCACCUUUUACUCCAAAUUUCUACAUAUUUAUAUAAUGGAACAAAGAAAAAUUAUGAGGCCAUAAAAUUAACACCAGACGGUUAUGGGCAAUAUAGACAAUAUAGAUUGGAACAAAAUAUGAAAUAUCUAUGUUGCUCUUGAACAUAAUUUUAAAGGACCUUUUGACUUAUGAUAAUAUGUCUGAGAAUUUAUAGGAUAUGAAGCUUCCUGCCCUAAAUAAAGACUCUACAAAAAUUUGGCCUGGACUAGAAAGGAACCAAACACAUUUUUUUGGUUAACUAAUUCAAAAUCAAAUGAGAAAUAAAUACCAGAACAUAAAAUAAGAUGAGUUCCUCAAAUAAAGAAUGGUGGCUUCUUCAGCCAACGAGGAUUUUUUUUGCCAACAGUUACAUAAAAUAACUGAGGGUGCACUUGUUUUAAAUUGCUCAACUCUUAGUUUUUACCAGAUUUUGUCAGUGUUAGUUAUUUUAAAGAUUUUUCACUAUUAAAAUUGUCAGAUAUUUACAAAACUAAAAAUAUUAAAAGUAAAACAAUAAUUGAUUGAAAUAUUGUUUAAAUAUAAGCAAGUCAACAAAAAUUUUUCGGUUUAAAAUAACAUUAGCUUAAAAAAACAGUUUUCCAAAUAAAGUUAUCAUUCCACUAAUCGUAUUGACAAUUGACUACGAUAAGUUUAUUACAGCAAAACCGAAUCAUUUUAGUAUUUUUUGUUCUAUACCUAAUAUAGGUAUCCUUCAUUUAUCGUGACUAGACAUCUCGUAACGCGACAGUUCGUAAACCCACAAAUGGUAACAGACUAUUCGUAACGCCAUCAAAUCGUAACGGCGACAAGAUAAAAAAUCUAAAAAACAUUAUUGAGUUGUCAUAUUAACAAGAAUAUGUACAAAAAUAUGUGUGAAAUAUAUUUUAAAAAAAGUGGUCCUAAAAGAGUACCUUCACUUUUAGUAUAGGAAUGUAUGCAAAAUGCGUUUUUGUGUAAAUUCAGUAAUACUAAAUUUGCUAAAAAAAAAUUAAUUAUGGCGUUACGUUAAAAAGUAUAGUUACGAACUGUCGACGUUGCGAAGUGUCGCCGUUACGAAUUGACGGCGUUACUAUUUGUGGAGUUACGAACUGUCGCGUUACGAGAUGUCAUGGAACCUUCAUUUAUAUGUGCUCGAAAUAAUUGUAAAUCAAUUUUAAAACUGUCUAAUGUUAGCAAUUCGUUGUUAAAAUUUAAAUGCGUAUUUUUGUUGCCACUAGAAUAAAUGUUGGUGGAAUGCAUUCGGGAAGAGUGUAAAAAAAGUACGAAGUGAGAUAUUUUAUAGUAUUUUUAAUGGAUCAUUCAAAUUUUAAAUCGUUCUAAAUAAUUUUAUUAAUAAUACGAAUAUCUAUUCAUAUUAUUAUUUAAGCGAAAAUUUAUUUAAUAUUUAUUAAACAAUUGUGAACUUAGUAUUAAGAACAAAAUGUAUUUUUAUCUAAAAAUAAAUAAUAAAACUAA